Messenger RNA from Thecamonas trahens ATCC 50062, 335 nucleotides. RefSeq lists its product as uncharacterized. The transcript has a single exon. The annotation marks the transcript as partial. Lineage: Eukaryota; Apusomonadida; Apusomonadidae. The record is from RefSeq and is a predicted model, not a curated record.
GAUGGACUGCGAACUCGGCGAGACGCCGCCGCCAACAAGCAUGUCUUCUGUGCACAUGUUGAGGAGCCUGGUUUCCAUGCCAUCCCUAGCGCGGAUGACGCGGAACUGUGGCGAGCGACCUAGCUCGGCCUCGAGUUCGGCGCGGAGGUUGGUGAGAACGGCGCACGCCUCGCGCGAGAGGUCCGAGUCGCGACUGGCGAGCCAGGACAUUGGCUGGAUGCUGGCGAGCGUGCCAACGCCAAAGAGGUCGACCAAAACGUGGCGGUAUGCCGACGCCCCAACCCAGAGCCAGAGGAGGGUAUCCGAGACGAAGGCGUAAACACCGCGCUUAGAGA